Messenger RNA from Macrobrachium nipponense, 3871 nucleotides. Its product is annotated as chitin deacetylase 1-like. Gene Ontology annotation, molecular function: protein binding; chitin binding. The coding region runs from base 86 to 1726 and encodes 546 amino acids. Gene Ontology annotation, cellular component: extracellular region. Gene Ontology annotation, biological process: carbohydrate metabolic process. NCBI's taxonomy places the organism in Eukaryota, Metazoa, Arthropoda, Malacostraca, Decapoda, Palaemonidae. The record is from RefSeq and is a predicted model, not a curated record. The transcript has 5 exons.
GAGAAGAGCGCAUGCGCGUGCAACUCGGUAUAUAGUGUCCGCCACGUGGCCAGGCACCGCAGUGCGUAGUGGUAGCGACGACAACAUGGCUCGCUCUUUUCUUCUAUGGGGGCUAUUGCUGAUUGGCAUCGCGAAGGCAUCAUCAGUCCGGGUCCUGCCCAGAGAAAAACGACAGCUAGGACUGAGAGCCGCUUUGGAUUUGCCAGUGACGACGGAGGAACUUUGCCAAAACAAAGCAAGUGACGAGUUCUUCAGAUUGGCAGAAGUUGCUGAUUGCAGAGAUGUAUUUCGGUGCGACCGGAGCGGAGGCCAGGGGCCCAUACGAUUAGCUGCCGUACGUUGCCCUGCGGGCUUGGCUUUCGACAUCAACAGACAAGUCUGCGACUGGAAAAGGAAUGUCAGGAACUGCGACCAGCUAGAGAAGCCUCCUAAAAUAAAACCACUGCUGAAUACGGACAACCCUAUCUGUCCCCAAGGACAAUUAGCAUGUGGGGACGGUGUGUGUCUGCCAAAACCCCUAUUUUGCGACGGAAAGCACGACUGCGACGAUGAAUCCGACGAGAAUGCUUGCGGUGUCGACGAGGACCCAAACCGCGCUCCUGAGUGCGACAAGCAACAAUGCGUGUUGCCAGACUGCUUCUGCUCAGCGGACGGCACCCAAAUCCCGGGAAAUCUCAACCCCUCGAACACGCCACAGAUGAUUACUAUCACUUUCUCGGGUGCUGUCAAUUUCGAUAACGUCGACCUUUAUCAGGAUCUGUUUACGGAAGACCGUAAGAAUGCCAACGGAUGCCAAGUGAAAGCAACUUUCUUCGUCUCCCACAAGUACACCAACUAUUCCGCUGUGCAGGAGCUUCAUCGCAAGGGCCACGAAAUCGCUGUAUUCUCCAUCAGCAACAGGGAAGACCCCGAGUACUGGACCCACGGAACUUACGACGACUGGCUGACGGAGAUGGCAGGGGCUAGGCUCAUCACCGAGAGGUUCGCCAACAUCACGGACAAUUCAAUCAUAGGUGUCAGGGCACCGUUUCUCAGGGUGGGUGGCAAUACUCAGUUCGAAAUGAUGACAGACCAGCUCUUCAUUUAUGACGCUUCGAUCACUGCCCCGCUAAGCCGGAUGCCUUUAUGGCCUUACACCAUGUAUUUCCGGAUGCCUCAUAAAUGUCACGGCAAUGCUCAGAACUGCCCGUCCAGGUCUCAUCCUGUUUGGGAAAUGGUCGUCAAUGAACUGGAUAGACGAGAUGAUCCUGAAUUCGACGAAACACUCCCGGGUUGUCAUUUUGUCGAUUCCUGCUCGAACAUUCGAACAGGCAGCCAAUUCCGCCACUUUCUCGAACACAACUUCCAGCGACACUACCGGACCAAUCGCGCCCCUCUGGGUCUCCAUUUCCAGGCUGCCUGGCUGGAAAGCAACAAAGACUUCAAGAAGGAACUGAUCAAGUUCAUCAACGAAAAGACCGCCCAAAACGACGUCUAUUUCGUCACGAUGCUGCAAGUGAUUCAGUGGAUGCAGAGCCCAACGGAAGUCACAGGUAUCCGGGACUUCGACGACUGGAAGGAGAAAUGUGACGUCAAGGGGCUGCCUUACUGUUCUCUGCCCAAUGUGUGUCCCCUCCACACCAGAGAACUCCGAGAAGAGACCCUCAACCUGCACACCUGCAUGGACUGCCCGCGCAAUUAUCCUUGGUUGCUGGACCCCACGGGUGACGGCAUUGACUUGGUUUAGCUCCCAAAAACAAAGGGCAACGGAACUUCCAGCAACCACAAGACUGUGCUAGUGGGUUUAUUAUCGGCAUGAGGUAUCCUCCAUGACCUUACGGUUCACCCACCCAGGCCAUUCAGCAUAUAUUCUAGUCUUUCUUAUAUCAGGCCUGGUGCCUGAUUCUCAUAAUUAACCUUAUAUGUUAACGAAAAUUGAUUUAUUUUUCCGGUUAUAUUGUGGGGGAAGGACAAAGUUACUCAGCAAAAUAAUACUCCUCGUUCUAAAACUAAAUCAAUAUAAAUCAAAGCUCCUUUGAAACCACUAAAUCAAUAUAAAUCAAAGCUCCUUUGAAACUACACACAUCACAUAAAAUUAAUAUCACACUACCCCCUUAGUGUCUGAUGUACGAAGGGCGAGAAAAUUUGGCAUACCCCGUGACGAACGUUAUCGUUGAUUUAACAACCCAUCCCACAUUCCUCGAUCUGUACCUUUGUCCAUCUCACACAAAAACAGUCAAGUAAAGGUUCCCUCUAUUUCUAAUAAUUUUUUUUUUUUUGCAGUUUCAUUAAUAAACGUAUUUGGUUGUUAUGUUUCUAGGUUUUAAGUGGUUUGUUGGCGAUUUUUUUUCAUCGUCUACGGCACCUUCGUAAAGGUUCCAUCAUGUAUCUAGUGCUUUAUUUCCCUUCGGUAAUUGAAUGGUUUUAUCCCCAUAAACUUGACGCUGGCUAGUAAUUACACUGUUUUCAAAUCGCGAUAAAACUCGAAAUAGACCAAUCAUAAUCAUGACGGUCAAUAUAUCGGAAUAAAUACUAGAAAGAUACCUAUUCAUCAGUAUGUGGCUAAGCAAAUUCCUCAUCAGGGGUGAAGGCAUAAACUCCUUACACUGCAUCUUUCGCUUGUUAAUUAAACGGACAUAAGAAACACAGGAAACACAACACGUUAGGAUAAGCUUUUACACAAAACAAUGAGAACUACAUUGACUCUGUUAAAAUGCAUUCUCCGUCAAGGUCCACAACAUCCCAUACCCAUUAUUUCUUAAAACCUCUACCUAUCACAUCGCGCUGUCACGUCUAAUCCAACAUAUCUACAUUCAAUCACACUAUACCAACAUCAUAAAUACAAAACGAUCACACUAUACCCACAUCAUAAAUAAAAACAAGUAAAAACUAGGGCGAAGUGUCUCCGGCACAAACGAGUCUUCUGCAUAUCGUAUAACGCUGUUAUUGUGGCUGUUAUGAAACUCAGCCACGGCUCAGGAAACUCUCAGUCGCGGCCCAUGAAACACUCACCCACGGCCCGGUGAUGCCCAGUGUUGCUGGCGCCUAUACCGGUGCCAGACGCACGAUCAUGACCAAUUUUAAACUUAAAUAAAACUGAGGCAUGAGGGCUGCAAUGUUCAGUCCUCUAGACUCAGUAGUUUUGAAGAUCUGAGGGCAGACAGAAAAAGUUCGGACGUACAGACAAAGCCAUCUCAAUAGCCUUCUUUUACAGAACACUAAAAGCUAGACACCAAGACUACUGAAGUAGCCUAAUCCUCACGACAUCCCUGUAGCCGGUAACACCACUAACCGUCAAAACCGCCUCACCCCAUUCCAUUCCAGUCACAUUCCAGGAAUAUGUUUAGAAAACAUUCCAGAAAUAUGUUUAGAAACUAGUUCCCCUAACGCACGAAGCAAUAGAAUGUAAGGUGGCACUUUUUCUAGCCUCUGUUAGUAAAUAUUUUACGAUUAUGUUAAUUAUGUAUUAAGUUUUCGUUUUAAGUGUGAUAGCGGUGUGUUCAAUAUAUCUUUCUAUAAACACUACUUUAAGUAUGUUAAGCGUUUUUCUUUUGCGAGUUUAAGCUUCUUUUCCAAAGAGUAUUCAAGGAUACCCACCUCAUAGUUAAAUGAAAGCUUUUUAGUCUCAGGUUCCACCUGACAGGGAAGGGGAGGAGGGGGAACAGAGUAACCUUCUCUCCCCUGUGUCGGAAAGUGCCAGUAGCUUAUCCACGUGUUAAUUUUUUUUACUGUAUUUUCUGUUUAGUGUUAUGCUUCAAUUAUGCUGACAUGUACUGUUUAUUUUUUAUCAUGAAUACCAUGUAUGUUAUAAGGGUUCAAUAAAUUUUUAUAAUUCUCACACUGAAGUAGGUACUAAAUGUCUAAUACAUACUUCCCAAGAGAGAAAAUAGAA